This is a messenger RNA of Leucoraja erinaceus (little skate), 406 nucleotides long. Its product is annotated as 60S ribosomal protein L36a-like. The transcript has a single exon. Gene Ontology annotation, cellular component: ribosome; cytosolic large ribosomal subunit. The record is from RefSeq and is a predicted model, not a curated record. Gene Ontology annotation, molecular function: structural constituent of ribosome. NCBI's taxonomy places the organism in Eukaryota, Metazoa, Chordata, Chondrichthyes, Rajiformes, Rajidae. Gene Ontology annotation, biological process: translation. Bases 42 to 362 code for a protein of 106 amino acids.
UAAUAACUACAUAAAUUCCCGCUGCCCGGGUGCGGGACAAGAUGGUUAAUGUGCCGAAGACCCGCAGGGCGUUCUGCAAGAAAUGCCGCAAGCACCAGCCGCGUAAAGUGACCCAGUACAAGAAAGGAAAGGACUCGUUAUACGCCCAGGGUAAGCGGCGUUACGACAGGAAGCAGAGUGGUUAUGGUGGACAGACUAAACCUAUUUUCCGUAAAAAGACCAAGACGACCAAGAAGAUCGUGCUGAGGCUGGAGUGUGUGGAGCCCAACUGCCGCUCCAAGAGGAUGCUGGCCAUCAAAUGGUGCAAGCACUUUGAGCUGGGAGGAGACAAGAAGAGAAAGGGCCAAGUCAUCCAGUUCUAAAUUGCAUCCUCUGUUUUGUUGAGUUCACCGUCACAAUAAAAUUC